Ziziphus jujuba (common jujube) is the source of this 1383-nucleotide messenger RNA. RefSeq lists its product as uncharacterized. The record is from RefSeq and is a predicted model, not a curated record. The transcript has a single exon. NCBI's taxonomy places the organism in Eukaryota, Viridiplantae, Streptophyta, Magnoliopsida, Rosales, Rhamnaceae. Bases 291 to 890 code for a protein of 199 amino acids.
AAACACAUAAUAAAUAUAGCCCUUCUAUUACUGUUCGGAAUAGAGUAAAGACUAAUCAUAUUUACGCACAGUACUGCUCACUCUCUUUUUUGACUGUAAAAUCUUUAUAACAUCCAAAAAAAAAAAAAAAAAAAAAAACUCAAAUAAAGCUCAAGAUUGGUUUGUUGUGUACACAACCAAAACCCACCGCCACAACCAAAAUCCAGUUUUCAAGAUUGGUUUGUUGUGUACACAAACAAAACCCACCGCCACAAUCAAAAUCCAGUUUUUCUUUUUUCCCACAAAAAUCCAUGGAAGAAAAAGAGAAGAAGAAGAAGAUCAACAACCAAAACAAGAAGCAAAAACACCAGCACCCAAAUGACCAAACCACAAAAACUUCAGAUUUCUCUUUCAAACCCAGCUCUGAUGUAAAAGGUAUUCGUUUCGGCGGGCAAUUCAUUGUUAAAUCCUUCACGAUCCGUCGUGCUAGGCCAUUAGAACUCCUUCAACUCCUUUCUUUCCCACCCACAACAAGUACCACCAUACCCACACCCACACCCACACCCACCAACAACACCAACACCAACACCAUAACCAACAAUUACAGUGGCAAUAAAUCAAACACCAAGAACGCAAACAACCACAAGCUUCUGUUCCCUUCAACCACAGCUUUCUUGCCCACAAACUUCACAAUCUUGGCUCACCAUGUUUGGCGCACACUCACUCUCAGGCUGGGAACCAAGAAAUCCAAAGUCCUUCUCUUCAUGUUCGAAACCGAAAGCAUGAAGGUCUCGGUGGAUGGGGUUUGCCCAUCGGAGAUUCCGCUAGGCGAAGUGAACAAGAGGCCGGUCAGGGGCUUGACUGGGUGCGAGAUGGCUCGGUUCAAGUUUAGAAAAGGGUGUGUCAAAUGACUAUUAUGCCCCUCCUUCGUCAACUUUUAACAUCAAUUUGAUAACGGUAGGGAUUGAUUUGUAAUUAUUACAUCAUCAGGAUUUCGGUUAUAAUUAAAAAAACAUUGAGGGAGUUCAGUAUAAUUAACCCAAAAGAAAAUAAUGAGUUCCAAAUAAUUUUCUGUUAAUUUUUUUAUUUUUUUUUGUGAUAAGAUACAUCCAAAUGCAGAUUUAUCAAGAAUAAUUUAGAAAAUCCAAUAAAUUUCAAAAUUAUUUUUUGUAUCACUAAAAUGUUAAUAAUGAACGAUGAAAAUAAUAUCUAUCAUAUGUAUACUUUGUUCAAACAAUCAAUCUAGCUUCCAUUGUAUGAUUCAUGUUGGAAAAAAAAAAAAAUUGAUCUAAAACCAUGUUAAAUGACCAUUUUGAGGCUUCAUUCUCAAUGGGUCCCACUUGGUAUUAUGGAAGAUCGAAAUGGCUCGGGUUCUCCUCCAUGAGAUCUGUGAAACGGGAUAUA